Molecule: messenger RNA, 954 nt
Organism: Arabis nemorensis
Lineage: Eukaryota; Viridiplantae; Streptophyta; Magnoliopsida; Brassicales; Brassicaceae
Source: the annotation of a GenBank genome assembly
AUGACCAAAUCUCUAAGCCUUACGAUCUUGCUUUUCCUCUUGAUAGCUUCUAAUGUCCAUUCUGCUAGACAUCUCGACGAGAUCGAAAGUCAGCCGCAACUAGUCCCCGGCACCCAAAUCCCCUCGGUACCGGAUGAGGAGGAUGAUAGUCCACCAUCCGCAUCAACAACACCAACAACAACACAACCUCCUUUACCAAUUCCUCUUCCAGGACCCGCCACGGGUGGACACGUGCCGGUCCUAGAGUUUUUUAUGCACGACGUGCUAGGCGGGUCACACCCGUCAGCACGUGUGGUCACAGGGAUAGUAGCACAAACAGAAGUAAACGGAAUACCAUUUUCUAAAUCCAGCAACAAUAUUUUCCCAGUAGAUAACGCUGUACCGCUUGUUAAUGCAAACAAUAUCAACAAUUUAAUCAACCCAAACACUGCUCCUCUCCUCACAGGACUCAGUGGCUCUCAAGCCAGCACCGUUAUCCAAAACACUAACGGUAACUCCCAAGGAUCCCUCAGUUCCAACAACCUCCCUUUUGUAACCGCGGGUCAACUCCCUCCCAUAGCUGCCCUCCAGCAUCUCAUGUUUGGCACCAUAACGGUGGUCGAUGAUGAGCUCACCGAGGGCCAUGAGUUGGGCUCUGCGAUUAUUGGCAGAGCCCAAGGGUUUUACCUAGCUAGUUCCUUGGAUGGAACUAGCCAGACCCUUUCUUUGACUGUGUUGUUCCACGGAGAGCAUGAUCAUCAUGACACUCUAGAUGAUGCCAUCAGCUUCUUUGGGGUGCACCGAACCGCUUCUCAUGCCUCGCAUAUUGCUGUUGUGGGUGGAACUGGGAAAUUCGAGCAUGCUAAAGGGUACGCUGUUGUGGAGACUCUUCACAACCAGGAAGACCAACAUGUCACUGAUGGUCAUGAUACCAUUCUCCAUUUCAGCAUUUAUCUUACAUACUACAAAGCUUGA